Rhipicephalus microplus (southern cattle tick) is the source of this 4481-nucleotide messenger RNA. RefSeq names its product neuralized-like protein 2. Gene Ontology annotation, molecular function: ubiquitin protein ligase activity. The record is from RefSeq and is a predicted model, not a curated record. Gene Ontology annotation, biological process: intracellular signal transduction. Lineage: Eukaryota; Metazoa; Arthropoda; Arachnida; Ixodida; Ixodidae.
UGCCGAUGAUGCUGUAGCAGGUUGGAGCUACUGUAGCAGACUGUAGUGUUCUGUGACUGCAGCUGUACCUGCUGAAAUCUAAACCAACCGCGAAGUGCAGGUGCACUGUGCUACCAUCGUUACCAUGUCCUGUGCGUGCUACUUACCGGGCUGCAGAAAUUAGGCGCCUUCUUCCUCUUCUAACCACUUCCACCACCACCGCCAACAUCAUGGUGGGCGCGUCGGCAGUGCUGCUAAGUCGUGGCAAAUGCGGCUAAGGCUGGUAUUGUGGCCGGCGUGACACGCAACCGAGCCGAAGAACCCCGGAAUGCAUGUCCGUGCCAGCAGCAACGACAUCUCGUUUGGCGGGACUAUGAGCCUAGCGACAGAAAACGAAGUAGAGUGCAAGUGGAAGGAUAUGCCAGAUGGGGCACCCACUGUGCCUGCCAGUCGAUUUCACAGCUACCACGGGCGUAACCUCAUUUUGUGCGACAACAACAUGGUUGCAUACCGCAAGACAAGCUUCGCCCAUGCUUUGGCGUUCUCUGAGCAACCACUGCUUCCUGGUGAAAUCUUCCUCCUUGAGAUAGCACAAAAUGAGCGAGGAUGGAGCGGCCACAUGCGACUUGGCCUAACACAGCAUAACCCAGGUCGCCACUUCCCACUGCCCCAGUAUGCUUUGCCAGAUUUAGCCAACAUGGGCCGCUCCUGGGUUUUUGCCAUUCACAACUCUGAACUAGACUCCGAGCAUCUUGGCAGCUCCCCUUAUGAACGACUUGACCCUUCUACCUCAGUUCUAGGCACUGGUGAGCACAUCUACACAAGCAGGGGUGUUGUCCCUCGAAGCAUGUUGCUUCCGACAAAGCGACCUAGGGUGCCUGUUGGUGGCGAGGACAGUGUUACAGACUUCUCUGGCGAAGGGACUUCCAUCAGUUCUGGUCCUGGAAGUUGUGGAAAGUCAAGCAUUCUUCCAACAGAUGUCGGAAGUCGAAUUGGUGUUAUGUAUGUGACUAGGGGUCAGUCAGCUGAUAUGCACUUCAUCAUCAAUGGAGAAGACCAGUUGUACGCUACAGAUAUCCCUCACCAAGAUGCUCCGCUGUAUGCUGUUGUAGACGUCUAUGGAACCACCAAGCACGUUCGCAUUGUGCAGCUUUAUGGUGUGGUGGCAUCUUUACAGAGUGCGUGCCGUGAUGCCAUUCUUCAGCACAUAUCGAGCUGUGCUGUGCGGACUUUGCCACUUCCACGCAAGCUCAAAGAGUACCUGUGUUAUCACUCAUCACGUCCACAGUAAGCACUUUGCAGAGACUGCAACUGAAGACCACUACUUCUCAUUCGCAAUGAUAAAAAAAAAUUCUCGAUAAUUUCAGAGCUUCUCAAACAUGUUGUUGUUGUUAUUGUUGUUUUAGGUAGGAUUGAGCCUAUGCAAUUCUUGUCAUGAAGGCUUUCUCUCUUGUGUGCCAUGCGAUUUGGUCAUCUUUUGUUAUAUGUGUAUUAUUGAAUUGUUUCACAUUGUUAUGAAGUCUGUUUUUUAUCUUCAACCUAAUAAAGCCUUGGACUGUGCACAGUUACUAGUUUUUGUUUUCUACGGUUGCACUUUGGUUUUGAGGUAUCUUUAUUAUAGUCUGUCAGACUUUUUGAGGUGGUUGUAGCUAAAAUAAAAGCAAUCAUCAACUCAUCAAUUUUGUUAGCAUUUCUGGUCCGUGAACCUGCACUAUGACCGUUUCAGCCGUGUUUGUAUGUGUGGGCACCCUCAAGUCAAAAUUUUCCCACAUUGUGACCAGUGAUUGUUGUGCAGAGUAUUCUGCAGCAUACUUAGUAAGCCUGUUGUAUUUUCAUAUGCACUGCAUUACCUGAUAGCUUAGCACCUGUUGCUAAGCAUGUGUAUAAUGGAAUUUUUCCGCUGUAAACCCUUGUAGGGGCAAUACACGAGGUGUGUUUAUCCCUCAUUUUAUCUCUAAUCAUGCUUUGUAGGCAUUUUUAGCAAACUGAAUGUUAAAUGUUGCUCAGUACUGUACUGAAGAUUAAUUUUCUCUAUCUAUUACUGAAUACAGUGAAAUGUAUGCAGUAAAAGGCUUACAGUGAUAAAUUUUAUGUAGAAAUAUUGUUGAAUUUUAUAGUUACUUGUAGUAGGGGGGGGGGUCAUUUCUGACUAAACGUCCUAGUAAUUCUGGUAGGCAUACUAAAUGUUUUAUUACAAAAGAAUUGUGCAGAUUUAUCGCAUUAAAGACAAUGAAUUGGUGGAAUAUUUCAGAGAUACAAAUUCGUUUGUCAUGUGGCAGCCUUCCAAAUUUUGCAGAAUGUUGUCCGAGUGAUUCUUAACGGAAAAUUUAUUCUAAGUGUAUUGUUUUUCAUUUCAAUGCUAUUUACAUAAUAAACAAAGGCAUUUUUUCUGGGUAUUCAAAUAUAAAUGUUAUCACUACAAUUUUUCUGCCAUAUAUGCCUAAAAAAUAUGGGCAAAAUCGUCUGUUUGUAUUUUUCCUGUUACAUUAUUGCAUUAUAUAUGAAUAUCUGAGUAAUCAACACUUACUCUGCGAAAGGUAUAUUUUGUGUUAAAAAUAUUUUCACACCACUACAGUUUAUAAAUUUUAUGAGGAAAAAUUAUGAAUUUAAGGGAAUUUUUAUUUUUGUCCACACUGAGAUGAAAUUUACAUCUCUUGGUGCUCUAUUAUAAAUUAACUUUAUGCCUCAAUCGAAACAAAUAAAAAGUUUUUAUAUGGAAAGUUUUAUCAUUAUCCUUUUUUGUUUCAAGGAAGAAUAUACUUUUUUUAAUUUCCUCGAAAAUAAUUUUUUCCCUUAAAACAAAAACUUAUGAUGAUAAAACUUUCCAUAUAAGAAAACUUUUUAUUUAUUUUUUCGAUUAAGGUUUUAUAAGGGAGCACCAAAAGGCAUAAAUUGCGUGUCGUUGCGAACUAAAAUGAAGAUUUUCUCAAAUUCAUAAUUUUUCCUCAUGAAAUUUAUGAACUAGAAUGGUGUGAAAAUGUUUUUAACGUGAAAUAUACCUUUCACAGAGUAGUAUUGAUUACUCAGAUAUUCAUACAUAGUACAAUAAUUCAAAAGGAAAAACACAAACAUAGAAAAUUUUCCAAAAUAUCUGGAGGUGCAUAGUAUACCAGAAAAAUUACAGUAAUAUAAUUGAGAUUAAAAUUUCAUGCAUAAAUGCUUUUGUUUAAUAUGUAAACCAAAUUUGGUACUGAAACAAAAAAUGAUACUCUAAGAAUAGAUUUCUUGUCAAGCAUCACUCGGACACAUUCUGUGAAAUUUGAAAGGCUCCCACAUGACAAAUUUUUUCUCUCCGAAAUAUUCUAGCUAUUCACUGUCUUCAACACGCUAAAUCAGUACAAUUUUUUUAGAAUACAUUUGAGAUAGUUACCAGAAUGGCAUGGAAUGACCUAAUAGAGAAAUAAGUUUCAAAAGUGCUGUGACAGUAGUAUAUUAUAGUCUUGUGUCUUACUCAUUUUUGAUGAUUGUAGAAUCAUCUGUAUUCAGAUUCAAAUAGUUGCAUUUGUUAUAAGCAAUAGAAAAGUUUUUAUAAAAUUUCAAUGAAUUUAGUAUAUACGAUGCUUAUCCGCAUGUCCACGCUGAAAUACUAUUUCUUUCACUGUUCCCUCCCUUCCCCCGGCCCUUUUUUUUUACACUUGCCAUGUUCACUCCUGACCCUGGAUAAGAAAUUGUUGCCUAAAACUGUUGCCCUGCAUAAAUGAAAGGCUUUAGUGUGUGUUUGUUUUUCAUAUAAAAUCACAGCAUUUAAGUGGUAUCUUGGUUGUUAUUCUGACCUGCUUGCUGAAAUGUGCCAACAUAGAUUAAACUUGUAGAUUCACAGUGUGUUGGAGUCUUCGUGUGCCAAUGCUAACCAACAAUAUUUAUGCUUUUUAUGUUUAUUUAUGUGUAUGUCUAAUCCACAGAGGCUAAUGAUUGUGAUUGUUCCAACUCUUAAGUAUGUAGCUUCUUUACACUUGAGAGGUUCCAUGCUGCAAUAGUCUUGCACAGGGCACAUUACUUCAGCUUUUUAUAGUGCCAUGUGCCAUUUAAGUGCUGUGGCAUGUAGGGUGCCUAAUAAUAGGCACCACGUAAACUAACCCGAGAUUGCUUGAUUAGAGUUUGCAAUAUUUCUGUACGUCUUCUCUGUAGCUUCUUUGAAAGCAUCAAGCUUGUAGGCUUGCUAUUUUAAUUCUUCAAGGCUGAGGUGUUCACUUGAGCAGAGAUGCAAAUGAAUGUCCUGCAACUUAAUGCCAUAGUGUAGCCUCACUUUCCACAUGUAGCAGAUGCGGUCAUGAACAUGCCAAAAACAUUUUGCAUUGUAGAUUUGGCGUGGCAGCAGUACAAACGGGCUGUCCAAAACAUAUCACCUGGCAUAAAGGAUCUUAUAUUUUAAGUCUGUAAGCUCAUUUCUGUCAUAAGACCAGUGUUGGUGAUAAUAUUCUUACUUGUGAAAUGGUAACAUUAUGUUAUUAAAAAUGACCUAUUUAUUAAACUCAGGCCAAUAUAUUCCUAACAACAAAUUA